CUUUCAAAUUACUUUUUCCUUCAAAUUUUGUUAUAUGAUAAUAAAUUUCUCAAGUCUUUCAAUUCAAACUACAUUAAAAUUAUUUACAGUUACAAACAAAGAAAUUGUGUUCAAGAAUGUCGGGUGAAGUUGAUCUUGCGUCACAGCUGCAUACCUGGGCAGUGAAGGAGAUGCAUUUCUACUCACAGGGGGCAUCAACGAAAACCAAUAUACCAACAGUGGAAGAUUUUAAAAUGUUAUGUAAGGGUCCAAAUGCAGCUAUAUGGAAGUGGGUUAUAGCACAUGUACGCUCCACUGAGACUGUGAGAACUGUAAAAGGAAAUCUUGCCCUUAAGAGCAAGACCUCCAGACAGUCAUAUAGAGUAAAGUAUGGUGAGAGUGGGGAGCAGUUUGAGCAGACUAAACAUGACUUACUGGAUAGGAGAGCUGCUCUGUCAGGGGAGAUAACUACUACUCUCAGGGAUAUUGGACACCUGGAACAUGAAGUUGAAAGAAUUACAACAGAUAUCUCAGAAACAGAACAUGCAUACGAGAAAGAGAAGGACUGUGUUAACAAUACACGAAGAAAGGCAGCACUGUUACAGGUGUAUUCUCAGAGCUGUACAGAUAUGAUGUCACAGUACGGAGAAUACAGCAAAGUUAUCAAUGCCAAAGUUAAUAACAUCAAACAGAGAGCACAAAAGACAUUAGAGAGAGAAGAGUACUACAGUAGAGAGACUGCUGAUCAUGAUCCUGACAGUGACACUGAUACUCCAGCCCUGGAAACUGCCUCCGCAAAACAUGUAAGAGAAUGUUGUGAAGAUAUUGGUGGAUUCCUACAAGAUACAUUGAAAGGUGCUUUUGGUGGUGAUAAAACACAGUUCACAAAGAGAAAAGAGCCACUGUGGCAGAAGGUUGAGCAGGUGUCGGGAACAUUCUCAGCUGACCAGAUACUGACCAGUCUGCUGACCAACACCCGGGAUACAACAGCUGCAUUGAAAACAAUGACCAGCAAAGUGGACAUCAGACGAGAUGCUCAAAACCUCAGAUUUAAGUAUGAACCUAGUGGAGAUGUACAGGACCUAGCUAAACCCCCAUCGUUGUUGAGAAGUGUUCAUCAAUUACUUCAGGAACGAGCCAAUGAGCAUCUUCAACGAUUUAUACAGUCACAGAAAUAUGCAAAUGAGGCGAGAAAUUUGGAAGAAUCGAUAGCUGCUUUAAAGGGGCAAAUAGAGAAAAGAUUACAGAAACUGUUCUCUCAGAAAACAGCUGACUUUACUUUGGCAAGGAAUCUGAUUGAGGCUGAGCUGGAGUUAGAUGGUUACCGAGCUUCCCUUCACUGUCUGAACUCAGAAGCCGAAAGUUUAAAAGAGAUAGUAGAGUGUAGCUACAGGGAGAGACAGGAACUGUUUACAAAAUAUCACAGGAUACAGGAAUUCCAGGAACUUACAGACAAGAAGCAGAAUGUGAUACAGGUAUUGGUAAAACAGAACAUAAACUCCCAGUCCAGGCUUGAUGCACAGAUUGAUGAGAUAGACCAGUAUAUAGAGAGAUCAUUGAUGUCACACCAGUCACAGAUCAGUACAGUAUCCGGCAAGUUACAGGACUGUGUCACAGCAGAAAUUAACGAGUUUGCUAACCUAGCACUGCCAUAUCUCAUGUUCUCACAGAUAGAAAAUGCAUUAAAGACAGCUGUGUUAGACCUAUCUGUACAUCAGACCUGCCCCUCAAAUCUUAGACCAGCAUUGUUGACAGUGCUUCAGUGCCUUAAGUUUCCCAGCUUUCAGGCCCCAGAGAUGGUGCUUAGACAGUGUUUACAGAUCAAGACAGAUAUAGAGGAGAUUGUACAUAGGCUGGAUAGAGAGAACUGGCUACAACAGUGGAGGACAAAUAAGGAUGGAGAGAAGGAUGUAGUAACUGUGAUAACUGAUUUAUGUGAGGCAAUGAGAGAGGAGGAUGAGAGACAGAUGUGUAAAACACAGCCUAUGUUACAACAACAGAUCAACAAAACAGCCAACGCUCUGUCAGAAUGUCUACAGGCCAAAUCUGCUGCCACUGCUUGGUGGGAACAGCCAGGGCAGAGUUGUGUCCCUUGGAUUACAGUUGAUGGACAUAAUCUUCAACAUUAUAUCGACCAGUGGACAGUUCUUGCCACCAAUCUCAGACAGUUGUUAGUGAAAAAGUAGAGUUAUGUCUCUUGGAAAGCAGAUGAUGUUCUUUAUCUCCAGUACUAUAUGGACAGCUAUUGCUAUCAUUAGGUGCAAAUAGUUGUUGAUAAAAAUAUAGAGUUGUGUCUGUUGGAUCACAGAUAAUAUGGACCUAAUGGAGAGUCCUUGUUACUAGUCACACAAAAUUGUUGGUUAGACAGCAUGUAGUACUAUCUGAUGGCAGUUGGGAUAUAUCGAUCAUCCAAAACAAUAGUUGCUGAAGACAAAUCUAAAGAUUCCAUCAUUAAUUUUGAAUACCUACGUUUUAUAAACUUUGCUAAGGAAGUGUUAGACAGAAACUUUUAAUGACUGUGAUUAGAAUCUCAUUUCAAAUUUGCAAAACAACUUCAGUAGUUUUGUAUAGGUGGUGUAGUGAGAGAAAUAUUUAAGCUUUAAUUAAGGUUCAACUUUUUGACAAACUACAUUACAGUUAGGAAGAAAAUUUGUGAAUACAGUGUAACCGAAAUGUUGUGGAAUGUAGUACUGUUCACUAGUAGGUUAUAUAUUGAUUAAACUUGCCUGACAAGCAAAAACUCUUGAAACAUAACUUGUUUAGCAAAAUAGUUAAGGAUUUUUUCUGCCAAUUUUACAGACAAAUGUGAUUAAGAAACACAGUUGACUCCAGUUUUGAAGGUGUAUUAUUUCAAGUAUAGUUAUCUGUACUAAAUUGUUCAUCAGUCCCCAACAGCCAGUUUCAGGAACUAUGGGACUGCUCCAUUUAUAUGUCAGUUUGUCCAUAUUCUUGUGUCUGCUGUGUGAGGCAAGGGCUAAUUUUCAAAUGAUUGGGAUAAAAUGGAAAAAGAGUUUGUGUCACCUGCAAGAUCCAUGCCCAUACAAGGUCAAUGUAAAAUACAGAGAUUAAAGAUUAACAGACUAUUUCAGUUCUUCAUCAAUGGAUUUUAACUUCUUGGCAAAAAUGUUCAUCAAGUCUCAAACCUUAAGCUAAAAGGUCAAUGUCACACCUAGAGGAAAAAAGAGUUCAGAUCAGUUUUCACUUGCUCUUUGUUGCAGCUUGACUGGUUACAGCUUUGAAGGUGUAUUAUUUCCAGCUUGAAAAUUCAUCCAUUGUCAAUAUUAGUUCUGAUAUCUUGUGUGACAGAGGCCAUGUAUCCUCAUGACUUCAUAAGGAAAUACUGUUUACAUAACUAACUACAUAUAUAAGCAUGGCAUUUGGGAAGCAUUAUAAUAUGUACUAUAUUUGUACAAGAGGGUCAUGAUGACCCUGGAUCGCUCACCUGAGUAAUAUGAGCUACAUGUUUCAAAUGUCAAACUGAUGAUUUUUAGAAAUGUUUAGGAAGAUUUUCCGAUGUACAAUCCAGUAACCCCUGGGGCGGGGCCAAUUUUACCCCGGGGUCAUGAUUUGAACAAAGUUUGUAGAAGUCUACUAGGCAAUGUCACAUAUCAAAUAUCUAAGAUCUAGGUCUUCUGGUUUAUUUUUAGCAAAUUUAUGAAGAUUUCCCUAUGUACAAUCAAGUAACCCCUGGGGCUGGAGGUUGGGGGGUCAAGAUUUUAACAAAUUUUGUAGAGGUCCACUAGGCAAUGCUACAUGUCAAAUAUCUAAGAUCUAGGCCUUCUAGUUUAUUUUUAGAAAAUUUUGAAGAUUUUUCUAUGUACAAUCAAGUAACCCUAUGGGGCAGGGUCAAUUUGACCCCGGGGGUCAUGAUUUAAACAAAUUUUGUAGAAGUCUACUAGUCAAUGCUACAUAUCAAAUAUCUAAGAUCUAGGCCUUCUGGUUUAUUUUUAGAAAGUUUUGAAGAUUUUCCUAUGUAAAAUCAAGUGACCCCUGGGGCGGGGUCAAUUUUGACCCCAGGGGUCAUGAUUUGAACAAAUUUUGUAGAGGUCCACUAGGCAAUGCUACAUGUCAAAUAUCUAAGCUCUAGGCCUUCUGUUUUAUUUUUUAAAUUUUUUUUGAAGAUUUUCCAAUAGAAAUCUAUGUAAAAUCAAGUGACCCCUGGGGCGGGGUCAAUUUUGACCCCGGGGGCAUGAUUUGAACAACUUUAGUAGAGGUCCACUAGGCAAUGCAACAUGUCAAAUAUCUAAGCUCUAGGGCUUCUGGUUUUUGAGAAGAAGAUUUUUUAAGAUUUACCUAUGUAAAAUGAAGUGAACCCUGGGGCGGGUUCAAUUUUAACCAUGGGGUCAUGAUUUGAACAAACUUGGUAGAGGUCCACUAGGCAAUGCUUCACACCAAAUAUCUAAGCUCUAGGGCUUCUGGUUUUUGAGAAGAAGAUUUUUAAAGUUUUUCCUUUCGGUUGCCAUGGCAACCAGAGUUCUGCAUGGAAUUCAAUUCUUUGAACAAUUUUGAAAGGGGGCCACCCAAGGAUCAUUCUUGUGAAAUUUGGUGUAAUUCUGCCCAGUGGUUUUCAAGAAGAAGAUUUUUUUAGAAAUUGUUGCAGACAACAAGCUGUCACAAUAGCUCACCUUGUCACUUCGCCUUAUUUCCACAAUGCCAUAACUAGCUUUUGGGAAACAACCUUUAAAGAUUUGAGUGGCAGUGACUUCACCUUACCUACCAGCCUUGCUGAACUAAAAUUUAGCAUGUUUAUGGUAGUUCUAUAAGGACACAUAUUCACCAUCAUACAGAGGUCAAAGAGACAUACCUAAUGACACUAAAAUCUCAAUUUUGCCAAAAAUAGUCAUGCUUUUCUCUGGAAUUAAGGCUACGAUCAGUAUUAAGUAAUAUUUAUUAAUAAAAUAUUGAAUAUAAA
Mercenaria mercenaria is the source of this 4891-nucleotide messenger RNA. RefSeq lists its product as uncharacterized. The record is from RefSeq and is a predicted model, not a curated record. Gene Ontology annotation, cellular component: HAUS complex; centrosome. Gene Ontology annotation, biological process: spindle assembly; centrosome cycle. Lineage: Eukaryota; Metazoa; Mollusca; Bivalvia; Venerida; Veneridae. The transcript has 18 exons. Bases 117 to 2165 code for a protein of 682 amino acids.